Molecule: messenger RNA, 255 nt
Organism: Cetraspora pellucida
Lineage: Eukaryota; Fungi; Glomeromycota; Glomeromycetes; Diversisporales; Gigasporaceae
Source: the annotation of a GenBank genome assembly
AUGUAUCAUGAAACUAUGCAAGAAGUUGCUCAGUUCCAAAUGCCUUCAGAACUACAGCAAUUAUUUGCUACUAUAUUACUAUUUGGAGAACCAAAAUAUCAUAAUAAAUCUCUGAGUGAAUAUGACCUACCUCUACUUAUUUCACCUAAUAAUAACUUAAAUAAAUCAUCAAAAUUAUUAUUAAAUGAAUUAAAUAUAUCAAUAACUGCGAAAGACCUAUCGAAUAUAGAACUAUUAAAUGAAAACCAAAAAUGA